ACCAUGGCGUAGGACCCAGUUAGAACGCAUCCAAAGUUGCAUCUCAAAUUUGAAACGACACCCACAACCGUUUCUACGGGCGGCCGCAAAAUGGAACAAGAUCUGAUCAGAGGGCUGGCUGGGAAGUCCAAAUUCUGCUAUGAAUUAUUAAGCGAGUUGGCGACAAACAGAUUAGAUAAUAUCUGAAUUACUUUCGCCGCCCCCAGAGCCAAACUCCCGUCCCGCCUCCUAACAACACGUCAGUUCUCUUGAUCAUCGUCGUCCUUUACUCUGAUAUGCAGUUCAGACAAGGAAAAAAAUUAACGAGUUCACUACUGUACUGUAGCUCCAGUCCGUCCACACACGUUUGGGUUAUCAACGAGUGACUUUGUGCCUCUGGCACGGUGUUGUCUGAGCGGAUAGCACACGCUAGCUGUUAUCAAUCAUCUAUUUUUUUUAAUAAGUCUGAAGUGAAGGAUUGCUGUACCGUGAAAGUGCUCGAAACUGUUCUUAGUGCAUUUGUAACGCCAAACAAUUCACCUUGAAAUUUGUCAAUCAGUCUUGAUUCAAAAGCAUUUAUGACCAUUUUUUCUGAGAGAAAGACGGCAAAGGAAUAAUAAACAAUGAAUUAAUGUACAGUUAAAGUGCUCUAAAUUGUUCAUAAAGCGUCUGUUGCCGUCAAAUAAUUCCAUCUUGAAGACUGUCAAUCAAUCUUAGCGAGAGUAUAGUAUCCGUGCUGCUUGAUUAGUGAUUAUCUUGCUUCGUACAAAGACUAAAAAGAAAAAAAAAUAUAGUGAAAGACAACAACAACAUUAUGGAUAAAUGAUUAAUUUACAAAUAAUUCAUCUUGGAAUCUGUCCGGUGAUAUUUCUUCGCGAGUGCGGUGGUCUGUGCUUGCUCCAACUGUGGUUCAUUUGACCUCGCACAGAGAAAAUAAUAUAAAAAAGAUAAAACAAACAGAGCUAAAAUCACGGACGGCCACUCGAUAAGAUUUAGUGCUUUUCAGUUAUUCGUGCCGCGAUAUAUAUACGAUAUUCAUGAGCUUGAAGGAAAAAAAAUGAAAGUGCUGAUGUGAUCGUCGACUUCGAUUUGUGACCGCUAGACCGAAGCUACGAUUUACUAUGCCGUCGGUGCCAUGCCCGAGGAUGUUACGAAGGCUACAAGGGCGUGGCCCAUUCCUCGUUCUCUGUGGUUUGACUUUCUUCGGCGUUUUUGUUGCAUUGGCCUACAUUUCAACGUUCAACGAAUCUGCACAGCUCUCCGGACAUCCCUCUUUGGCAAAAUAUACUGCCGGAAGCUUAGAUGGUGAAAUCGGCUCAGUUGUCUUGGUCAUCGGCAAUGCCAGCAGUUUAUUCUCACACGUAGACUUAGUCGAAAAAACCGACAACACGCCCACCAACGAUUCAGAAAACAUCAGCAGUAGUCUCAUACCGCGCAGGAACGCCCACGAGAGUAAUGUAGCCAUAGGCCCAACUUCCAUCGACUGUAACACCAUACGCUGUAACCUAACAGACAAAUCCAUACCCUCCAAAGAUGACAAGGAAACCAAAGUCCUGUCGAGGAACCUCACCAGCGCCUCCAUUAACAUGGGUGACAACAGAACAAGGUCAUUCACCAAUGACUCUACCAACAGGGAACCGUCCCAUUACCUGAUACAAACUGCAGGAUGCAAUAUACUAGACUUUCCCUUGUCACACCCAGACAUCGUUAAAUACACCUUCAAGGAAGUUCCAGAGCUCGUUUGUUCCAACGCUCCGCCCCUGACAGAAGACUCGGGGCUCACCCUAACAUUGAGGGAGGACCGGAUAGCAGAUUAUGGGUUAACCAACACUUCCCUCUCUUGUCUUUACCGAGGUAUCCUGCGAGUGCAACAGGAUCCCAAAAAAUAUAAUUUGGACUGUGACAGGAAAUUCAAGCUGAAAGAGGAGAUUCCAAUAGUCAGCAGAGAAACUCACAUAGACGAGGACGCCAUUUUGGUCACCUGUCGAAAACGAGACACACAAGAGAAGCCCGUCUAUCAGAACGUGCACUUUUUCAUUCAGCCCACAAGAGCCGAACGGAAACGGGAUCUCCUUCAGGCCGAGAGGACUACGAAAGGAGGCAGACCGGAGGUGGAGAAGCUGAGCGUCGUCAUUCUCGGGACAGACGCCGUCUCGCGGGCCAACCUCGAGCGUCACAUGCCCAAGACGCACGACUACCUCACCAACCGCUUGAACUCCAUUAGCCUCAAGGGCCUGACCAAAAUAGCCGACAACACGCACCCGAACAUCAUAGCCCUCCUGACAGGUCUCUCGAUGGACGAGCUACGCAACCACAAAUGCAGGAAGGGCAGGAGCAAAUCUAAAUUCGACGACUGCCCCAUCAUCUGGCGAGACUUCUCGAAGAAGGGUUACGUCACGGCCUACGCGGAGGACACGCCGCACAUCGGCUCCUUCCACCACAACAUGCACGGGUUCGUGGAGCAGCCUACGGACUACUACAACAGGCCCUAUUACAUAGCCGCCGAGAACUUCACCGGGCACAGCGGGAACAUCAAGGGCUCUGUGGGGUAUCUGUGCCAAGGGGCACGCAAGAGCAUCUCCAUAAUCCACAACUACUCUCUGGCUGUUGCCCAGCAACUGCAAGACAUCCCUUAUUUCGGCUAUUACUGGACGACCUCCAUGACUCACGACUUCCAGAAGGCUGCCCUGAGGGCUGACGAGCCCUGCUAUAACUUUCUAAGAAAGAUGAAGGAGAAGGGCUUCCUGAAUCACACCAUCCUCUUCUUCAUCAGCGACCACGGGAUGAGACAAGGGGAGUUCAGGUCUACUUACGCAGGGAUGCUGGAAGAGAGAUUGCCUUACGCGAACGUAGUCUUUCCAGACUGGUUCUUACAGAAGUACCCAGAAGCCAUUAAAAACAUGAGAACAAAUACUAAGAGACUAACUUCCACGUACGACCUUCACGUUACGCUUAGAGAUAUUCUGGAUCAAAAUUACAAAGAUCCCAGUACAAUUAAACCGCGGCACAAAAAAGGUCACAGCCUGUUCCAGGAGAUCUCGGGAAGUAGGACCUGCCGAGACGCAGGCAUCCCUAACCACUACUGCGCAUGCGAAAGUACGACAGAAGCUGACGCCAAGGACAUUUAUCUUAAAAAGGCGGCAAAACACGCAGUAGCAACGCUCAACGAAGGGCUGGCGGCAUUCCCAAACUGCUCACAACUUCGGUUGGAUCAGGUCAUGAGAGGACGAGUUGGAACUGCCAGCAGAAAUACGAGGCCUAAAAUGAGGGAGACAGCCAUUACAUCUUAUAUCGUCACCUUUUCAACUGUCCCAGGCGGCGCCAUAAUGGAGGCGUCUGUGAAACGACGAAAAGAAGAUUACAAGGUGUCGUCUGAAAUCUCCCGGAUCAACAUGUACGGGAACCAGAGCCACUGCAUAAGUGACGAAAUCUAUCGGAAAUACUGUUUUUGCAACGAUCUGUUGAGAUAACGCACAACCCCUCCCACCAGAUGGGGUUGCUGUUGGGGGCUGGGUGGGGAGAACCCCUAUUACGUAGUAUAUCAAUCCACUGAUUGCUCAAUAUGAAAUAUUCAUCGUGUAAUGACCUGAUUUUUAAAAGGAUUUUUAAAGCAGUAAAGAUUUAUUUUGUACCUUUA
Molecule: messenger RNA, 3616 nt
Organism: Macrobrachium nipponense
Lineage: Eukaryota; Metazoa; Arthropoda; Malacostraca; Decapoda; Palaemonidae
Exons: 10
Coding region: 1101-3449 (782 amino acids)
Source: RefSeq, a predicted model, not a curated record